UUAAUAUUUUAUUUCUUAUUUUUGAAAUUUAUGAUUUAUCAGACAUCAAGAGAAUGCAUAAUUUCCCCAUUCCAUGAAACUCAACCAAUUUUGGUAACUAAAACUAAAAAGGAAACAAAGGCCCAACACGAUUUGCCAGCAUUAAAUACAGCCCAUUUUCUAAGCCCAUAUCAUCAAAAGUCCACUUAUAUAAUCAGAAUUUUGAAGAUCAUCUUAUCCAGUGUGUGAGGUUGACUAAAGCACCCAGCUUCAAUUCUCCACCCACUUGUGGUAGUGGGUCGCAUUUUGGCAUUCUUUAUUAGAUUUUUUUCCUUUCCCCACAGAACCUUAUCUGCUCUUUCAAUCUUCUUUCUCUUAUCCCAAUGCUGCUAUAUCUCAGCUAAACAGUAAAAAUUGCUCAAGCUUUUCGUCAAUGGCGGACAUUGUUUCGUGCCACCACAGCUGCUCCUUUUCACCAUUGACAAAAUAUGGUAAUCGCCGGCACCCAUCGAAUCGCAUCGAGCUUUCAAAUCUCCAUAAUCCUUCCAGCCACCAGUUUAAGCCUUUGCGCUCCUCUGAAAAGUCGACUUCAUAUGAGCACUUUCUGAAAAAGCUUGAAGUAGCGAAGAUGGUGUCGCAGUCAAUAAUUCGCAAUGUCGUCGGGAUUAUCGCUGCUGAAUGGGAGAUUGAUUUGAGUUUGAUUUCGCUCAUGAAUCACCAUGAUAUGCCCUUUCUCCGUAACGGGAAUGUCAUCUCAUUCUUCUUGUUUCUGUCUCCAGUGCCAACUUACAAGAGAAUCUGUAAGAAAAAGACCACUGAGGAGUUCCACCCUUGGCCAUAUCUAGCCACUACCAUGAACUGUAUAUUCUGGAUCUUCUACGGCAUACCAAUUGUCCACCCUGAUAGCACUCUUGUGGUAACAAUCAAUGGCGUCGGGCUUGGCCUGGAGAUAAUCUAUCUCACCAUUUUCUUCUACUACACCAACUCUAAGAACAGAAGGACUAUACUCCUCGUCCUUUUUGCGGAGAUUGUGCUGCUUGCUAUUAUUGCUGUCAUCACGCUCGUCUGCUUCCACACCCACAACGCAAGGUCCAUGUUCGUGGGGAUUGUCUGCAUCAUUUUCGGGACCCUCAUGUACUUCUCCCCUUUAUCCAUCAUGUGGACAGUUUGGAAAACAAAAAGUGCCGAGUUCUUGCCGUUUUGGCUCUGUUUUGCCGGUUUCUGUAACGGUGUCUGCUGGUUCUCUUAUGCCUUCCUCAAGAAAUUCGACCCGUACCUUGCUAUUACAAAUGGGCUUGGGGGGCUGUUUGGCUUAUUCCAGAUUAUUGUCUAUGCUUACUACACCUUAAGAGCGAAGAGUAACAAGGGGUCAUCAGUAGGAGAUGGUGCUAAGACAAGUGAUGAGCAGCUCAAGAAGAACUACAUGGCAUCACCAGCUUGAUCUUUUUCCCUUUUCUUAGAGGAAGUCAUUUUGCUAAGGAAUUUGCUAUUUCCAAGAGAUCAGCAUAUAAUAGUUUAGCAGUAAUUAGUAAAUAGAAUUGCUUCUCCUUUUUUUUUCCCUUUGCUUUUUUUUUUUUUUUUUCCUUUUUUUUAUGUUAACUUGAUUAGGUAUAUGCUGAAUUUUGGGACCUAUUUUCUUUAUGAAAGUUUAAUGAAAUUGUCUAUGAAGUUUCAUUAAUGUGUUUCAAUUUUCCGGUUUACUGUUUCUUAAAUCAAAGAUUGAGUUUGAUUUAAUCCAAAUUUGUCGCCCAAGUAAAUAGUAUAUACAUCACUUAGAUAUUUAGAUUGGAAGACAAGAAACUAG
This is a messenger RNA of Striga asiatica, 1783 nucleotides long. The record is from the annotation of a GenBank genome assembly. Lineage: Eukaryota; Viridiplantae; Streptophyta; Magnoliopsida; Lamiales; Orobanchaceae.